GUGGGUGUUGUUGUAAUUCAUACAUUUUUCUUUCUCUCUCCGAAGACCAAACCCCGGAGUAAGAGAGAGACACGCAGAGGAGAGACACGCAGAGGAGAGGACACUGAUUUGUAUCAGAAAAGAAAUUCCAGAAGAAGAAAUCCCCCCGAAACAAAAAAAACCUUUUCUUUUAAUUACAUGAAUUCAAACCCCAUUCAGAAGAAAAAUAUCUAAUAAAUUUGUUAGUAUUUAGUGUCAACUUAAUUUUAGGCAUAUUUAGAAAAAUAAAUCAACACAAAAUUAUUCAUUUCAGCUGCUACUCAAGAAUCUGUAAUUGUUGAUGAGCUUCAUUCUUUUCUUGGGUUUAAUUUGAGGAGGAGAUUGGAAAUUUUACACCUUUUGGUAAAAAGAAGCCUAGAGUUUGAAUUUGAGUUAGGGUUUUUGUUUAUUUCCAAGUGCUGCUUUCUACAUUGAUUCUUUAACUAAGAAAGUAUAAUAUGGGUUACGGUUGUUGAUGUUGGGUAAGGAUCUUAUUUGAUGGAAGAGCAACAGAGGGGAAGUUUUUGGGGUGGACCAAAACUUCCUCACAAUGCAAUCAUUGGUCUAAAAUAACUCGUUUGAUCCUCUGAGAUAGAUGAUCGAUCUGCGUAUGUGUUUUCUUUGGGUUUGAAGGUGUUUUCUUUGUAUCGCUGAAUUGUAAAUUAUACUAAAAGAGGGGGAGAAAAAUUGUUUCUUUCAUCAUCUUAGUUAUGUUCAGACAGAUACUAGGUAAGAUACCAAGGAAGCCGUCCUCCAAGGCGGGUCAACCUGGUGGAACUUCUGUUCCAUCUUCUAAUGUGUCCACUAAAAGCAGUAGUGCUGGUGAUAUAGCAAGUGCUACAAAAUCAGGAAACCCUGCUGAUUCAACUUUGGAACAAGGAUUGAAUCAAGGGAAUACAGUGAUGUCACAGAUGGCUAAUACAAGGAGUAAUGGUAGUACUGGUGAUUCGCCAUCUGCUUCUCCUUUUGAAGCAUUGCCUGGUUUAAGAGACGUGCCUAGCUCUGAGAGGCAAAAUUUGUUCACACGGAAGCUGAAACUGUGCUGUGUUGUUUUUAAUUUUGUUGAUCCGACAAAGAAUUUGAAGGAAAAGGAUAUCAAGCGACAGACAUUGCUGGAGCUUGUGGAUUAUGUCACUUCAGCAAAUGGAAAGUUCGGUGAAACUGUUAUGCAAGAGAUUAUGACGAUGGUAUCAAUAAAUUUGUUUAGAGUACCUACGACUCCACCUCGUGAAAAUAAAGUCGAAGCUUUUGAUGUGGACGAAGAAGAGCCUCUAAUGGAUCCAGCUUGGCCACAUUUGCAAAUUGUGUAUGAGUUCUUUCUAAGAUUUGUUGCAUCCCCGGAAACGGAUGCAAAGUUGGCUAAAAGAUAUAUUGAUCACUAUUUUAUUCUUAGACUGCUAGACCUUUUCGAUUCUGAAGAUCCUAGGGAGAGGGAAUACUUGAAAACAAUUCUUCACCGCAUUUAUGGCAAAUUUAUGGUACAUCGCCCGUUCAUUAGGAAAGCUAUCAACAACAUCUUCUACCGGUUUAUAUUCGAAACAGAAAAGCACAAUGGGAUAGCUGAGCUAUUAGAGAUAUUGGGCAGCAUAAUUAAUGGGUUCGCUUUGCCAUUAAAAGAGGAACACAAAUUCUUUCUUGUUAGGGUUCUAAUUCCUCUGCACAAACCGAAAUGUAUACCCAUGUACCAUCAGCAGUUAUCCUACUGCAUCACUCAAUUUGUAGAGAAGGACUGUAAGCUUGCCGAUACUGUUAUUCGGGGUGUAUUAAAGUACUGGCCAGUAACGAAUAGUUCGAAAGAGGUCAUGUUUUUAGGAGAGCUGGAGGAGGUUUUGGAAGUGACUCAGCCUCCAGAAUUUCAACGCUGUAUGGUGCCUUUAUUUUCCCAGAUUGCUCGUUGCUUGAGCAGUUUACACUUUCAGGUAGCAGAAAGGGCUUUGUUCUUAUGGAACAAUGAUCACAUUGAGAACUUGAUCAAACAAAACCUGAAAGUUGUACUGCCCAUCAUCUUCCCAGCCUUGGAGAGAAAUGCUAGAAAUCAUUGGAAUCAGGCAGUCCGAAGCCUGACCAUAAAUGUCCGCAAAAUCUUCUCCGAUGUUGAUCACGAACUAUUUGGCGAAUGCUUGCGUAAAUUUCAAGAAGAUGAAGCAAAAGAGGUGGAGACUAGAAUAAAGCGAGAAGGUGUGUGGAAGCACUUAGAAGAGAUUGCCACAUCAAAAACCGGAAGUAACUAGUUUAUGCUUUCAUUGCAUAGAAUUGUUCUUCUGUUAUCUUUGGGCUAGAGACAGACGGAUGCAUCUUUUUUCUGUCUCAGCAGACUCAGUUUUGCAAAUGCGUAAGGGUAACAUUGCUUAGGCAGUGGAAUACACAUUGUCUGUUGUUCACUUGUUUGUGGGGAUUUCUCGAUUGUUAUCGAUUGUUUUGGGGUGUCAGGUCCUUAGUGUCACGAACACCAUUCUUCAUGGAGAACACUGGACCUCGCCUCUGAUUUUAUACGAAGAUUGUAUAUAUGGAAGAUCAAAUGGAGUUUACAAGCUACCACACUUCACAUUCAUAAAGGAAGAGAGUUUAGUGGUUGUGGGUUAUUUUUCCUUUCUUUCCGCAGUUGUAUUCUAAGGAGCUUUGAACGAGACAGGUAUGUAUUUCCCUAAUAACAUAAUUCACAUUUGGUUCAAAUUUUGUUAAACUCCUCAUUCUUCCUUAAAUUUAUAUGUGGACCUUCAUUGUGAUCUAUCUUUGUUCCUCCGAGCAAAACCGUUGCUUUGGAUGAAUCUCCUGUUACUUGAAAUUGUAUUUCUUAUUUUCAUCAAAAUGUUAAUGCAAACAAUUGAUGCA
Molecule: messenger RNA, 2850 nt
Organism: Papaver somniferum (opium poppy)
Lineage: Eukaryota; Viridiplantae; Streptophyta; Magnoliopsida; Ranunculales; Papaveraceae
Product: serine/threonine protein phosphatase 2A 57 kDa regulatory subunit B' theta isoform-like
Exons: 3
Coding region: 729-2249 (506 amino acids)
Biological process (GO): signal transduction
Cellular component (GO): protein phosphatase type 2A complex
Molecular function (GO): protein phosphatase regulator activity
Source: RefSeq, a predicted model, not a curated record